Molecule: messenger RNA, 3444 nt
Organism: Cavenderia fasciculata
Lineage: Eukaryota; Evosea; Eumycetozoa; Acytosteliales; Cavenderiaceae
Exons: 6
Coding region: 1-3444 (1147 amino acids)
Molecular function (GO): protein binding; oxidoreductase activity
Source: RefSeq, a predicted model, not a curated record
AUGAGUUUAAAUGUGUAUAUACAUAAAGUUGUAGUUGUACAAGUAGUAAUGAAUGAGCAGAUUGGAUCAAUGAAACCAAUACAUUCAAAGAGACAAAGUAUACAGAUACACAACACACCACAUUACGGGGAAGAAGAAGAACCAUUGGAAAAUGUUGAUGAUCAAGAACAAACUAAGAAAGAGUUUGAUGCUGCGAUUCAUUCUGAUUUACCACCAUACAAGAUGGCACAAAUAGAGAUUAGAGAGAUGCAAAACUUUAAGAGUUGUCAGGGAAGAUAUUGUGAGAUUCGUAAUAUGAUUCUAGCAAGUUGGCACGAUAACAUCAACCAAUACUUGACCAAGGACGAGGCAACCAAGAUGAUUGGCGCACAAAACAAAAAAGAGGCUCAUUCUGUCUUUGACUUUUUGGAGCGAUGGGGAUACAUCAAUGUGGGUGUGUUUCAGAGACCAUCGGGGGAUCCCGAAUUCUUCUCAGAGAACGCGUCAAUUGGCAAGCGGGAUAUACGUCGCUCGAAAAAGGUGCUGGUGGUGGGCGGUGGUGUGGCGGGUGUCGCUGCAGCACGCCAGCUCAAGUUCUUUGGAUACGACGUGCGCAUUCUCGAGGCACGCCAGCGUAUUGGCGGUAGAGUGUGUACUGACAACCAGACGUUUGGCGCAUCGAUCGAUCUCGGCGGCAGUGUCAUCACAGGUCUCGAGGGCAACCCCCUCACAGUACUGUGCAAGCAGUUGCAGCUCAAUUUGCAUGUGCUCAAGGGCGAGUGUCCCCUCUACGACGUUGACGGCAACGAAAUCAGCGAGCGUGCCGACGAGCGUAUCACCAAACUCUUUAACACCAUGCUCGACAAUGUCGCCAAGCAGGCCAAAGACGACUCGAUAUCACUUCAAGAAGCGUGCGACAAUGAACUCAAAAAGGGUCGGUCUCUCACCAAAGAAGAGGCACGUAUUCUCAACUGGCACUUUGCAAACCUCGAGUAUGGAUGUGCCGGUGAGCUCAAAGACAUUUGCAUGGUUGGAUGGGACCAAGACGAUUCCUAUGACUAUCGUGGCGAACAUUGUAUGAUAAAAGAAGGGUAUGGCGCAAUUGCUGAAGGUCUUGCCAAGGACAUUACAAUCACCACAAACUGUAAUGUCGUCUCUAUCGAAUAUGACGUUGAUAAAAACAAUCAAGUCAAAGUCAUCUCUUCCGAUGGUAGUAUUUAUUUUGGUGAUUGUUGUAUUGUAACUAUUCCAUUAGGUGUUUUAAAACAAAAUAAUAUUCAAUUUACACCAGAACUUCCAUCAUGGAAAACAAAGAUUAUAGAAAGAUUGGGAUUUGGUACAUUAAACAAGAUUGUACUUCGCUUUAGUAGAGUAUUUUGGGGAAACACUGAUUAUUUUGGAUUUUUAAACAAUGACAAGGAAUCUAGAGGGGAAGCAUUUAUGUUUUGGAAUCUUCAUCGUGUCACUGGUGAACCAAUCCUAGUUGCCUUGGCAUCUGGUGCUUCAUCAAAAGAUGUUGAAGAAACACCGGAACAAAUAACAGUUAAUAAUGUAAUGAAGAAAUUAAGAUCUAGAUAUGGAAAAGAAACAUUGGAUCCAUUGGCAUAUAAAAUUACUAAAUGGAGUCAAGAAGAGUAUAGUCGUGGAACCUACUCGUUUAUAGCAAAGACAUCGAGUGGAAAUGACUAUGACUUGAUGGGUGACAAUAUUGGCAAUCUAUACUUUGCAGGUGAAGCUACCUGUCGAGAACACCCUUCUACCGUCGUUGGAGCACUUCUGAGCGGACUCAGAGAAGCCGGCAAGAUUGACAAGGAUUUCUGCUACCAAGUUGACAAGACCGAGGUCGUAGAAGUCAAGCCAGACGACCAAAAAGAACGAAAGAAAUGCUUUUCCAAAAACUAUCAUGGACACAACCCCAAAAAGGUUCGUGGCAAGGUGCAACCAAUGAUCAACAAGCGAUCACAUCACGGCGACGCUGAAAACUCCUGGUUAUUUAACAGUGGAUUCAUAAUCCCCAAAAAACCAGGAGCUGUCGGACGAAAACCAAAAGCAAGCAAAACAAUUACAACCACUACUACCACGACUACUAUAUUUGAGGGUGAUGAUGAUUCUGAUUAUAAACCAUCAAAUCCAAGUAGUGGUAAUGGAUCAUCUAUGAAUCAAGCAAAUAAUAAUAAUAAUAAUAAUAACAAUAACAAUAAUAACAACAACUCUUCUAUCAACCCUAUUGGACCACAACCACAGCAUCAACAACAUCAACAACAUCAACAACCAUAUGGAAAUAAUAAUAUGCAACCACAACCACACCAGAACAUGCCAAUGGGUGGUCCUCCUGGCGCAAUGCCAAUGCAUCACAAUCAACAACAACCUAUGAAUCGAUUACCCCAACAUGGACCUCCAUCGGAUUAUGAUCGGAGAUCAUAUCAAAACAAUCAACCACACUAUCAUCCAUAUGAAAGAGAUAGGGUACCUCUUCCUCAUCCUUCCCAUCCUCCUCAACAACCUCAUUAUGCACAACAUCCACAACAUCAACAACCUCCUCCUCCUCCAUAUCCAACAUCUCCCUAUGGUAAUCCACCACCCCAUCCAUAUCAACAACCACCACCACCACCACCACAACAACAACCGCAACAACAAUACCGACCACCUUAUCCAUACCAAUAUCCUCAACAACCAUCACCCCCAUACCAUCAACAACCAAUCCCUCAAGCACCCCCUCCUCCUCCUCUCCAACCACCCUAUAUGCAUAUGUCACCUGUUAAACAAGAACCACCUCCACCAGGACCAUACACACCACAACCAAACCAAUACACUCCUCCUCCUAUUCCUGGUCCUGCUCCUCUUGCUCCUCAACCAAUACCAUAUAAUACUGCAUCGCCACCCUAUCAACAACAACCUCCACCAAAUUAUAUGCAUCUACCACCAGUUGUUAAAUUAGAGUCUGGUACCCAACCACCACCUGGAUACCCAAUUGCACCUCAUCCACAACAACCAUAUAACCAUCCACCACCACCACCACAACAACAACCUCAACAACCACCACUUUCCUCUUCAUAUGGACAAAUUCCAACUGUAAAACAAGAACCAAUAUCUUCAUCAUACUCUACCAAUCUCAACAGUAGUGGAAACUAUAGUCUCAAUUCUUCAUCUGGAAGUGUUGGAGGAAAACCUGUAAAUAAUAAUAAUAACGAAACCGGAGUCUCGCAAGAAGAGCUUGCCAGAUUAAUCACCAAAGAAGAAAAGGAAAUACUCAGUAUACUUGUAAGAGAAGUCCUUAAAAAGUAUCCAUCUAUUAAUCGAGAGGAAUUUAAAAACAUUGCCAGAAAACUCACUCAUUGCUACUAUGACAAACUCAAAAGUAAAAGUAAAGAAACCAUCAAACAAAGUCCAGAAUUGAAAAGAUAUAUCCAAGAUGAUGUUGAUAAAUAUGUUACUGGCUUUUUAAAUCGUAAUAAAAAAACAUAA